UGUGUGAGAGAGAAUCUUACCUCCUGUCUCUCCCUCACCAGAUGGCACGGUUCUCACCCUUGACCCCAAAACGGCCCACAAGCGCAUCUCCCUCACAGAGAACAUGACCAUGGCCUCUGUGUCCAACGAGCCCACCCCUUACCCCGAUGGCCCCGCCCGCUUCUCCGUCUGCAGCCAGGUGCUCACCUCCAAGGGCUUCUCCCGCGGCCGCCACUACUGGGAGGUCAAGAUGAGCAGCAACAACUUCACCGGCAUCGGCCUGGCCUACAACAGCAUCGACCGGAAGGGUCCGGCUAGCCGGCUGGGGCGUAACGCCCAGUCCUGGUGCGUGGAGUGGUUCAACGUCAAGCUGUCGGCCUGGCACGCUAGCAGUGAGACUGUACUGCCGAACCCGAAUCCGACCCGUGUCGGCGUGCUGCUAGAUUGUGAGGAGGGAACGGCCACUUUCUAUAACGUACAGGACCGGGCAUACCCUUUCCAUACGUUUGUGUUCCAGUUCGCCGAGGCAGUGUACCCGGCGUUCUGGCUCUUCUCCAGCGGCUCGUCUGUUAGCCUGUGCAAGCUGCAGUCUUAAGAAGUUAACAAAACACACACACACACACACAUUCUUCCCCCUCACAAAUAAUUAGAAUCUACAGCAUCUGGGUCAAUAUAUUACUUAUUCAUACUGAUAUUGGGAACCUAUAUUGGAAAUGUAUCUUAAAGGUUAUUAUUUGGUUGUAGUCACUGACUCUAGUAACAGUGCAGUGUAGGUCAUAUCAUUUUGGACUUUGGUUUGUAACUACAGCAACCUCUAAACAGGCAGUGUUUGUUAAUCAGUAAGUAAUGAAAACUAGGCACUUGCAUGCAGGUAAAGAAACAUUACAAAUGAUUAUACAAUAUUAUUGUAUUGUCAAAAGCAUGAUGACAUCCUUACUACUUUUGUUUUACUGCUGUUGUGAUGUCAGCAGCAUGCCGUAAAGGAAUUUAAGUUGAUUUAUUCCUUAAUGGUUACACUGACAUAGCUAGUUACAUUGGCUGGAUGGAAGGAAUUAUUUGACGUUGUGAUCAUUCAUGUCUGAUUCGCAAGUAGUUACGUCACGUGUUAUGGGCAAACAUGACUUACAAACAUAACUACUAAGUGGUAUUUGAACCAGGCGAAUUUGUUCUUUCUCCUGUUCUGCAGUCCUGGCUAAAUGUCUUGAGAUCAUUCAGUUUAUUUACAGACACAGUGAAGUGGUUUGUCGGUAGCUGUUUACAGCCUGUUUUAUCAGAGCUUAUGAUCUCUUGAUGGUGGUCUCGGUAGCACACAGUAGUCACACGUAAUAGACACAAAACAACAUGCAUAAACAUGUGUCUAACGUGUAUGUUAUAUACUGUAUAUGAACAGUACCACACCGUUCAGAAGGCCAUGGACUGGCACACCUAUGCAAGAGAGUGGAUGGCUUUUGCUGGUGUCAGGCAUUCUGCAUUAGGGAGUGUCAUAUACCCUAACCCUAACACCACUGGAUAUAGAGAAGCAAUGAAUAGAACAGAAAAGCAUCCACAUUAUGCUUGUUACCCCCAAAGGAAAAGUGGGUAUCGUUUCACUUAUUUCUUGAUCUACUACAUUUCGCUACAGGGGUUUCCGCAUGUUGCAGUUUGAGGAUGUGCUGAAAGCGCUUCCUGCCACUGCUACUAUAGUUUUGAUAGAACCUAGCCUCAUUGCCAGAUCUGCAUUUGGUUUAGAAUUACAGUGAACAGGUCAGAGGAGUUGGUUGAUCUGGCAACCAGGCUAGAUAGACCCAGCCUGGCCCAUAAGAACAGAAGCGGAGGUCAUUUAGGCCCUGUGAACUGGAGUUUUUCAGACUCUGUGGGUUUUGUAAAAAGGGAUGAUUUAGGGCUGGAGUUUUGCCUGUCCGUGUGACCAAAGGAAAAACUCUGGGCCCAAGUUAUAGCUAAUAUAACUGCAGCCCAUACCUAGGGCCUUCUCAUGUCCUAGAAGGGUACAUAUCUAUAGCACAGUGAUGUUGGUGUUAGUUUGGACAUUUGUGUCUGUGGGUGUCACUGUCUGUGAUGUGAGUGCAUGCUUCUCAUAAUUGAUGUCUCUGAGAUUGUUGAUUGGAUCUUUUCCGUUUAUGGAUAUACAGCCAUCGCUACAAUCGGAGAGCAAGUUGAGACUAGCAUGUGAUGGAUUCGUUUUGCUUUGCAAAAUGAAUAGUUGGUGUCAUUGCCUUCUCCCUCUAUAGAAACACUAGUUUUCCUGAUUUAUGGGAUUUCUACUGUUUAAUGGACUGAAGGCAAGCUGAUAUUUAAGGCAAAUAUUAAUUCAUUUUCUUGAUUUAAGCCAUUAUUGCCACUGGCUUUUUAAGAGCUCUCGAAAGGUUUGUCCAUUCCUUCAGUCUUAUUAGCACGGUUCUUAAUUCAUGUGCUAAUGGUGUACACUGUGUUGGUUUGGUUUACUGACUUUGUUUGAUUGAUUCUUGUGUUUAACUGAAACCAAGAUAUUUGAAAUUGUUUGUGUUUUUUAAAGGGUAAGGUGUUGAUUCUGUUUGUGUGUAAGGGGUUUAAUCUUGUUAAAGACAACUUGAGAAUGCCCCUCAUGAUUUACUAUUAUAAGCGAUCUGUGCCAAUAUAUUCCUCCAAAAAUGUACCUCAUACAAAUCUCUCUCGCUAUAUAUAUAUAUAUAGCAUUUGGUAAUCAUAUUACUUCAUACUGCUCAGGAGUAUUGACUUAUUGCAAGUGCACAGGAAGGAAAAGCAGUGAUAUUGCUUUCAUAUUAUAUACUUGCAAAACUAACAAUGAAAAAUACAAAUGUAUACUUAUUAGAAAACAAUGAAAUU
Coregonus clupeaformis (lake whitefish) is the source of this 2802-nucleotide messenger RNA. It is a transcript of the gene trim25, whose product is annotated as tripartite motif containing 25. The transcript has a single exon. The record is from RefSeq and is a predicted model, not a curated record. Lineage: Eukaryota; Metazoa; Chordata; Actinopteri; Salmoniformes; Salmonidae. Gene Ontology annotation, molecular function: protein binding. The coding region runs from base 104 to 574 and encodes 156 amino acids.